GGUCUAUAGCUCUUUCCGGGAUAUCAGAAUUUCAGUAGAAUUUUAUGUUUAAACGAUUCUUUCAUAAGCUAUAUUUAUUUAUGUACACAUGUUUCUGUUGCAAGUGUGAUCAUAUCAUCAUAACAGUUCUUGAUCAUAAAAGAUUAAGGGAAUGAAAUUUGAAGAUGGUGGCAGAAAGAAUGUUUUGGUGGGAGUUGGAUUGGAUGAACAUGCCAAGGAGUUGCUGGAUUGGGCUAUUCUGAAAGUUGCAGGUGAAGGGGAUUGUGUCACUGCACUUCAUGUUUGUAAAGAUUCCGAUUUAGAGAAGAAAAAGUGUUUGGAUGUGUAUUUGAAUGAUUAUGGAGGACUGUGUGAGAAAAAGAAGAUUGAUCUCACCGGAGUAGUCUUGAAAGGAAGUUCAAUCAGAAAAGGUCUGGUCAGGGAAGCGAAAAAACUAGCUGCCAUGACUUUAAUUGUGGGGAUCAGUAAGCCUCAUGCUAUUGGGAGCAGGACUUGUUUUGCUAAGUACUGUGCUAGGAAACUGCCCCUGACUACUGAAGUGGUGGCAAUCCACAAUGGGAAAAUUAUCUUUAGAAGGUUCUCGACUAGCAAAAGAACUGGUUUUGGGGAUCCUAGGCCAAGUUUCGGUUCCAGUGGAACCCCGUCUUGUAAGGAUUCAGGAUUUGGAUUUGAUGAAUCGGAGACACCUGAUACGAUAAAGAGUGGUUGGACAAAAGAUGAGCAACUGUGCUCGUUUGACAUGCAUGAGAAAUCAACGAGUUCGGUUUCUGUUUCAUCAGACUCUCUCCAGCAGUUGCCUGGUUGGCCUCUACUUAGAGCAGUUAGCAAAGUAAGUCCCCCAAUACAUGAAACCAGAGAAAUGUCAGUGGUGCAGUGGGUCAUGAACUUACCAAGCAGGUCAUCACCGGGAACUCCAGGAUCCAGCUCAAGUUUGGAUUCAACAAGUUCAGAAAUUUUUCUUGGAAAACAGAGCAAUAACUCGGCAAAUAAAGACCAAACUGAUGUUACUUCUAAGGGUAUUUAUGAACUGCCCGAAGCUAUAGAGAUUCUUAAAACAAAUUCAUCUGGCUGCAAAUGGCUCAGCUAUGAAGUUCUAGAAACUUCUACUUCUCAAUAUUCAUCAGAUCGUAUAAUAGGUAAAGGCGGGAGCAAUUCUGUAUACAGAGGGAUUUUACCAGAAGGCAAGACGGUGGCAGUAAAGCUUUUGAAGUCAUCUAGAGAAGCAUGGAAGGACUUCUGCCAAGAAGUGGACAUUAUGACCUCCUUAAGCCACAAAAACAUCACACCUCUGCUUGGAGUCUGUGUUGAAGAAAAUAAUCUAAUCUCCGUUUAUGAUUACAUGGCUCGAGGGAAUUUAGAGGACAAUCUUCACAGAAGUAACCUAAAUGAGUCGGUGUUAUCAUGCGAAGUGAGGUACAAUAUAGCUGUUGGGAUAGCAGAAGCUCUGAACUAUAUACACAACGAAUGUCCGCUGCCUGUCAUUCAUAGAGAUGUCAAGUCUUCAAACAUUCUUCUCACCGAAGAUCACAAACCACUGUUAUCUGACUUUGGGCUGGCAGUAUGGGGGCCGACAAACUCCUCUUUCCUAACUCACACUGAUGUAUUAGGAACUUUCGGUUAUCUUGCUCCAGAGUAUUUCAUGUAUGGCAAAGUCAGUGACAAACUUGAUGUGUUCUCUUUUGGUGUGGUUCUCCUUGAACUGAUAUCAGGAAAAAGAGCAAUAGGUUUCGAAUCACCUAAGAGUCCAGACAGCUUGGUGAUGUGGGCAAAACCAAUAUUAGAGAGUGGAGAUGUAAUCAGUAUUCUGGAUCCACAUUUGGGCAAAAACUUCAAUAAGGAUCAAGUUGAGAUGAUGUUACUUGCUGCAAUUCUUUGUCUUACAAGAUCAGCUCGGCUUAGACCUAAAAUGAAUCAGAUACUCAAGAUACUAAGAGGGGAGAAAGAUGCGGAGGACGAGAGUGAAGAUCCAAAUGAAUCCGGUAACCAAUCAAGCAAUGAUGACGAAGUUUAUCCAGAAUCAGUUGCAGACUCUCAUUUUAGUCUUGCAAUUCUUGAUCUCGAAGAUCCAGAACAAAACACCAUGCAUUCCUUAAAUGAUUACUUGAAAGGAACAUGCAACUAGUCAUUAAGCUAUGUAAGCUUUGAGCUCUUGUACAGCUGAGGGAAAGCAUUGCAUUUGCACCCAAAUAUCUUGAGGUGGUCGGUGAACUUGAUAAUUGUCAUCAGUAUUAUUUCACACACAAAGAUGGCUCAAAUCUUUUUGCCUGGAUAUUUAAUAAAAAGUGAAAUUUUGAGUCAGCAUAAA
Molecule: messenger RNA, 2305 nt
Organism: Daucus carota subsp. sativus
Lineage: Eukaryota; Viridiplantae; Streptophyta; Magnoliopsida; Apiales; Apiaceae
Product: protein kinase STUNTED
Exons: 8
Coding region: 152-2122 (656 amino acids)
Biological process (GO): protein phosphorylation
Molecular function (GO): protein kinase activity; ATP binding
Source: RefSeq, a predicted model, not a curated record